AUGCCGAAAACCGUAUGUAUCGUUGGCGCCGGGCCCUCCGGCCUCGUCGCCGCCAAGACCCUCCUGCAGCAGGAAGGCCCCGGCUUCCACGUCACCCUCUUCGACGCGCAGCCGCGGAUCGGCGGGCUCUGGCCCUCGUCGCCGCGCGGAGAGGCCGCCGUCGCCGCUACCGGGCUCGUCCACCCGCUCAUGCGCGCCAACCAGAGCCGCCACACCGUCCAGUUCAGCGACCUGGCCUGGGACGCCGCCGACCCGCAGUUCCCGCCCGCCUGGCAGGUCGGCCGGUACCUGAGCCGGUACGCGGAGCGCUACCUCCUCACCGCCGCCGCCGGUGCUGCUGCUGCUGCCGCCAUCCGCCUCGGGUGCCGGGUGGAGACGGCGGAGCCGGUGGUACCCGGAGAUAGCGCCAGGGGGUGGAGGGUCACGGUGCGGGACGUGGCCGAGGACCGCGUGGAGGACGCCGGCGUGUUUGAUUACCUCGUCGUUGCGUCCGGGUUCUUCAGCAAGCCCAUGAUCCCCGCUGAGCUGUCCCUCUCGCCGGCCGCCGAGGUACCUGUCAUCCAUAGCAGCCGAUAUCGCGACUUGGAGGGUCUGCUUGAGAAGGCAUCGGGCCAGGGUGGCAAGAUCGUCAUCGCCGGCGGGCAGAUGUCUGGUGUUGAGAUCGCCGGCACGAUUGCGACGCAUCUCUCAUCCGCAGUCAACUCCCCAGGCACUCCUUCCAUUCCCAACGCGGACAAGUACACGAUCCACCACAUCAUCCAGCGACCUUCCUGGACAUUCCCUCUGCUUACAUCGCCGAAGGCGGGCCACGCAGCAGCACCUUUCCUACCCUGCGACCUGCCAUCAUACAACCUCUCUAACCGACCCCGUCCGCUGGUGAACAAACAAGGCCACAUCAGCAUUGAGGCCGCGCAGACGGCCAACAGCGUGUUCCAAGGCGUCAUCGGCACGGACCAGUCGGACUUCUCCCCCCAGCUGGCCAUCGGGGGCGACGCGCUCGACGACCCGCCCUACAUCACUUUCAGCGACACCUACCUCGAGUUCGUCCGCUCGGGGCUCAUCACCGUCUCCCACGGGAAACUCGCCGGCGUGGACGGCACGACGGCCACCCUCUCGCCCCCGGGCGAGGAGGCCAUCUCCGACGUCGCGGCCGUCGUCCUGGCCACGGGCUUCGACGCCAGCUCGGCGAUCGCCUACCUGCCCCCGCAGACGCGGGAGGCCCUCUCCUUCUCGCCCGCGCACCACCCGGACCUCCCCGUCGCCCUCGCCUUCCACGGCACGCACCACCCCUCCGUGCCGAACCUGGGCUUCGUCGGGUUCUACCGCUCGCCGUACUGGGGCGUCAUGGAGAUGCAGGCGCGCUUCCUCGCCGCGACCUGGUCCUGCGCCGCGACCGCCACGCCCCUGCCGCCGGCGCUCCGGAGCGCCCUCGAGAGGGACGACUCCGUCGAGCGCGUGCUCGCCCUGCGCGCCGACCCGGCCCGCACGUCCCAGUUCCCGAUGGGCGACUACGCCUUCCUCAUGCAAGAGUUCGCCGCGGCGCUGGGCCUCGAGAUCUCGGCGCCCGUCGGUCAGACGCCGCCCUUGCCGCACAACGGCCUGGGCAUGGACAUCCUCACGCCGGCGCGGUACGCGGCGGUGGCGGCGCAGGCGGCGGGUGGUCGGGGACGACAACAACAGGAGGAGGAGGUCGCCGCCAGCCUGCGGCAGACCUUGGACACGGCCGUCGCCGGGCUGGCGCGGGGCCGGUUCGUCGCGGCCGCCGUCUUCCGCUCGCUGCAGGGCGAGUGGUCGCUCGAGCGGGACCUCGCCAGCGCGCUGCCCUCGCACCCGAGCGGGCACUUCAGCGGCACGGCGCGCUUCCUGCUGCGCGGCGGCACGGCCGACGGGCGGCGGGGUGGUGUCGAGCAGGCGGCAAAGGACGGAGACUACGAGUUCGAGCAGCCCGGGCUCGAGUACCUCUACGUCGAGGACGGCGAGUUCAGGGCCGAGAACGGCAUGGCGUUCCGCGCCACGAGGCGGUACGUGUGGCGGUACGACGAGGCGCGCGACGCGCUGAGCGUGUGGUUCGCGCGGACCGACGACGCCAGGAGGGCCGACUACCUGUUCCACGAGGUCGAGUUCAUCGUCCCGGAGGAAGGGGAAGGCGACGACCCUGGGCGCGGGUGGCAGGCCAAGGCGGGGCAUUUGUGCGUAGAGGACUUUUACGACGUCAAGUACGAGUUCAAUUUCAAGGCGGUAAAUCUGAAGGAUUGGAGGCUGGCGUAUACGGUCAAGGGGCCUAAAAAGGACUACACGAUCGAUGGAGUUUACAGACGGGUUAGAAAGACUUAG
Messenger RNA from Thyridium curvatum, 2334 nucleotides. RefSeq lists its product as uncharacterized. The coding region runs from base 1 to 2334 and encodes 777 amino acids. NCBI's taxonomy places the organism in Eukaryota, Fungi, Ascomycota, Sordariomycetes, Thyridiales, Thyridiaceae. The transcript is spliced from 3 exons. The record is from RefSeq and is a predicted model, not a curated record.